UCGCAGAUAGCAAAUUUAGUACCGAAAAAUUAUGCUUCAUCCGUUGCUGCUGUAUAUGUGUGUCCAUCGUUCUUCAACGUGAGCAGUUUUCAAGCGCUGAGACAACUAGUUGCUGAAAACAAGAUGGCAAAUGAACGGAGAGGUAGAUGAACGAGAUGAACGGAUCCAUCUUGUCAGACUAAGACAAAGCUCUGAUAAUGUCCCAGAUUGGGAAAAAACUAGCGUCGAUGCCAACGAUGUUGCCAAUCUCGUUUUAUCCGGGAUCCCAUACCCGAAGCGAAUAGCCGUCCUUAAUACAGCAUUCAGCAACGUCGACCGUCUCAAUCAACGAAAUGGAUUUCAGUUAAGCUUAAUAAUAACAAUAGUGUUUUUUGAUCAAAGCCCCUAUUUAAGAGAUCGACUUCUGGUUCCCGUUAUCGUAGCCGGUUGUGUGCAUCGCCCAGGAUUUCUUUUCUUUAAGAAAUAAGUAGUUUGGAUAAAGCAAAUAGAACAGCAAAUUUUGGUUUUUGUUCGGCAAAUUCUUCUUUAACAUAUAUAUAUAUAUAUAUAUACUGACUGCCUCUUAAUUGUUGGAUAGUUUUUUAUUUAUUUUUCAUUGCAAACAACCGCAGCCAAAAUUUUUAUUUGGCAAUUAUUUUUUAAGGUAUUUUACUAAUACCUCAAGGGAUGGUAGCGUAUUGGACGACAAUGUGGUUUGGCUCUUUUAAGGACUCAGGUUCGAGUCUUCGAGUGGUCACUGUCAUGUCUCAGUGCUUUUUACUUUUGAGCCGUAAAAGAGCUCAAAGCAUGUUCUGUGAAAACCCAAGGACGGGCAUAGGAAGGGUUAAUGGCUUCUUAAGGGCGGUGCAAUAAACCACUCACUCUUAAAAAAAAAAAAGAUAUGUACCAAUGGUUGUCGGUAGUUUUAGAUUUUUAGUGGCAGAAAAAAAAAAAUCCGUUCGGCAAUAGAGGUAGAUGACAAAUUUUAAUUUAUCUAUUUUAUAUAUUUAAAUAAACUGUGUACAUUCUUUAACCGUCGAGAUCAGUACAAAACUAAAAUGCACAAGUCGAAACAGGGUUUCUCUGGUCCCAAAAACAGCAUUUAUGCUAUGAGUCUGGAGUUUCUAGAUUUUAUUAACGAAGAGGAAGGGGAAUCUCAUACAGUGGCACAACGUGCAAAUCCUGGAUCUCAGAUUUAUUCAGAUUUGCAAGCUUAUGAAGAACAAGAACCUUAUGUAUGGUUGAGGUCGACUAAUAAUUAAUAUGUUUACACUCUAAUCAGACCCAAAACAAUUCAUACUUAGCCAGCUUAUAUUCGAAUUCAGAGUCGGAUUGGUUGAUUAAGACUGAACCAUAUGGGACUAAAUUAGGACGCUAAUAUGGAACAUAACCAAGCCUGGAUUUUAGACAGAUUCAUCAGAGAAUGCAAAACUGCAUACUGGAUCCAGAUCCAUAAUCAGCUAGGUUUCUUUCCUGAAGUAGACUAUUUAGAUCCGAAUUCGGGUCGACAAUCGGGUAAGUAUGACCCAUUGACAUCAAAGCAGACCUGACCUCCAAGCCGGGAAGUAUUCAGCGUUUCAAAUAGAGGGAGAGCCCUCUGCGGCUCCUCGAUGCUGCGAGGGCACCGGCCAAAGUAAUGCCACCACCACGGCCGUCGCCACCACAACCACCAUCGGAUGAAGGAGCUACUCCCGUCUCUAUCGGGUAUAUUGGCCACCGGCUGGCGACCAUCCUCCGAUCACCGAAGCCACUGGAGGCAAGCUCCCUUGCCCCCUUCAUGCCCCACCUCUCGCUGUCCCUCCUCCCUCAGCUCAUCUCAUCCUUCUCCCACGACACCCCUGCUAGAAACAUCAUCGCCUUCUUCUCUUGGUGCCAAUCUCACCUGCCAGAUUUUUGCCCUUCCAACCCGAUCACCAUUCCUCCACUCUUCUCCCUCUUAAGCCUCCUCCUCCAGCGCCCCUACAACUUCUCCUCCGCGGUGUCCCUCCUCCGUCGCUACGUUCCCCACCACCUCCAUCCUCUCUCCCUCAUCCAGCUCUCUCCUUCGGAACCCCUCCUCAACGUCGCGGUCACUGCCUACGUCCAUUCCCGCAACCCCCAGCUCGCCGUUGUCGUCUUCAAGGAGAUGAAGCGCCGCCGCCUCCGGCCGAAGCUACUUACCUGCAACACGCUCAUUAACUCGUUGGUAAGAAUACCGUCUUCCACUUUCUCAUUGUCGCCGUCUUCGUCUGCGGUUACUGCUAAGGAAAUCCUUGAUGAUAUGAUUGAACUUGGCAUUUCGCCCGACAUUAGAACUUUAAAUAUGAUCAUAUAUGGAUACAGUAAGAAUUAUAGAUUUAAGGAAGCCAUGAAAGUUUUCCGGCAAAUGGGCAGUUUCGGUUGCUCGCCGGAUAAGGUUACUUAUAACACCAUUCUUGAUGGGUUCUGCAAAAAGGGUAUGUUGAAUGAGGCUAGGGAUUUGCUUUGUGAGAUGAGGGAUGCCGGACUAGAGCCGAAUCGGAAGACGUAUAACAUAAUUGUGUGUGGGUAUUGCCAGUUGGGGCAGUUGAAAGAGGCCGUCAAAUUAGUGGAGUUGAUGACCCAAAGGGAUGUUGUUCCCGACAACUGGACGUACAAUAUGCUGAUCAGCGGUUUGUGUAAUUUAGGUAGAAUUGAUGAGGCUUGCAAGAUUCGAGAUGAAUUGGAAAAAUUGGAGCUUGUGCCCGAUGUCGUAACUUAUAACACGAUAAUUAAUGGAUGCUUUCAUUGGAGGAGUGUGCAGCAAGCAUUUGAGCAGAUUGAAUCGAUGAUAGCUAAGGGUGUCUGGCCGAAUGUCGUUACCUAUAAUAUAAUGGUGAAUGGACUGUGCAAGGAAGGAAAACUAGAGGAAGCAAGACGUUUCAUGGGGAAGAUGUUAGAAGAUGAGCUGACGCCAGAUUGCAUUGCUUAUAAUACAAUGGUUGAUUCAUACUGUAAGCGGGGGAGUUUUUAUGAGUCCUUCAAACUGAUGGAUGAGAUGGUUGGAAAAGGUUUAAAGAUGGAUACAUUUACCUUCAACUCAUUGCUUCAAUGCUUAUGCAAGGAGAAGAGGGUCAAUGAUGCAUAUGAACUACUGCUGAACAAAGCCCCUAAUUGGGGAUUUCUGGUCGAUGAAGUUAGUUAUGGUACUGUGAUAAAUGGGUACUGUAAAGAAGAGAACGUAGCGAAGGCUACAAAAAUCUGGGAUGAGAUGAUAAGGAAAGAUAUUAUUCCCUGUGUGUCGACCUACAAUUCUCUUAUAGGUGGAUUUUGUAGGUUGGGGCAAACUGAACAAGCGGUUGCAAAGUUCAUUGAGAUGGUUGAGAAUGGAGUAUCACCAGAUGAAACCACGUUUAAUACGAUUAUUUAUGGGUACUGCAAGGCAGGGAAUCUGGAGAAGUCUUUUCAGUUCCAUAAUGAAAUGGCAGGAAGGUCAUUCAAGCCAGAUGUUUACACAUGCAAUAUUCUUAUUCAUGGGUUGUGCGGCGCAGGAAUGAUAGAUAAGGCACUUAAGUUCUUUGACAUGUGGACAUGCAAAGGAAAAAAGGUCGACUCUGUGACUUAUAAUACAUUAAUAAAUGGGUUAUGUAGAGAAGGAAAACUUGAACUCGCAUUGGAGUUUUUUAUAGAGAUGGAGGAGAAGAAAUUGGGACCUGACAGUUAUACUUAUGCUGCCUUACAUUAUGGGCUUUCCAAAGCUGGAAGACUGGAUGAAAUACAAGAUUUGCUUUCUAAGAUGGUUGAAGCUGGCAUAAGACCCAGAAAUUUAUCUGAUGCAGCACAUAAAAAAGUUCAGUCUGAGGAAGAAAGGAAAGAUGAAUUGGUAAUACAACCAUGCGAAAAUGCAAAUACUUCUUAUUAUGGGCCUGAUUUUUAUCCACUUCAGCUUGAAGGGCUGUGCAAUGAUGGAAGGAUGGAAGAAGUGAAACUCAUUUUAGAAGAAAUGCUGCAGAAGGGCAUCACCAUAAAUAUAUCUACAUAUUUGGUUUUGGUGGGUGCACUUAUAAGGAAGCAGAACAACCUCUGGCGGGGAACAAGUUACAGCUAACUUUUCUAUAAUAGCGGCAGUUAUGACAUCCAUUCAUCUUUCAAACAUUUGAUAUUUUAAUGGCUGCAUUAAUGCUGUCCUAGCAGAUCAAUAGCAACUUUAUGUGUUGCAGUUUCCCAUGUGGUAAUCACCUAAAACAAAGUGGCAUAAGGGGCAAUUGGGAGUCUAAAUAUGAGAAGGUUUCCAGGGCCUGUCAGUUUUGAGGAUGAUUUCAUCUGAUUCCCAAAUACUUCAGGUGGUAUCACUUUUGUGUGAGUGGCACUCUUUGAAGGCUGGAUUAUAGACAUGAAUAAGGUUGCUGAAGGUUAUGAAGAAGGAAGAGGACAGGAUUUCCACCUAGCUGGGAUUAGGUCUGUGUCUUCCCCCAUGGUGCUUCUGCAGAGGUACCUUUGCUUAGAAUCGUGUACGCUCAUCAAAUGCAGUGAAAGCUGUCCAUACACGUUUGCUCCAGGAAUGGUCGCCUUGCAUGUGUUUUGGACAACAGGUGAAGUUGCUCAAGGUGGUCAACCCUCCAGCAUGUGUGGGACGAUAGAUGAAGUCGCUCAGGGUGAUUAUCCGCUGCAACAGGUGCCAUGCUACCAGGCUCCGUUCUUGAUUAUUGUAGAACAUGACAUCUAACAUCUUUCAAAGCUAUUGUCUUUCUGCCAAGUGCUGCCCUGGGUGCGCGAUUUUGGUAAUAGUUGAACACAGUUAUGAACCUAUAGCUGUGGUGAUUAUAAAGCCAAAGUCGAGCUAUUUCCAGUGCCUUAGCAGGCAAUUUUUGAGGUUGAGAAUUUCAGUGUGAACACAGCAAUACAGAGACAUGUUGGGAAAUUUAGCUGAUUUAUUUGGGAA
Molecule: messenger RNA, 4858 nt
Organism: Nymphaea colorata (pocket water lily)
Lineage: Eukaryota; Viridiplantae; Streptophyta; Magnoliopsida; Nymphaeales; Nymphaeaceae
Product: pentatricopeptide repeat-containing protein At2g16880-like
Exons: 5
Coding region: 1616-4024 (802 amino acids)
Molecular function (GO): protein binding
Source: RefSeq, a predicted model, not a curated record